CAAGUGUCAAUUUUAAAGUAAUUUUAUCGUUGUGCACCGCUUUGCGUUUUCAUUGUUUAUUUCUAUAUAAACAUCUCUGGGAAGAAAACGAAAAUAAAAAAGGAAGAAAAGAACCAAACAUGUUGGAGUUGUGGGACAUGUUAUGCUUGUUCAUUAUAGACAUUGCUCUAUAUAUCAUAACUAUGCCUGAUUUGCCUAUAUGGGUUUUUUUGCUUUUUACGUUGUUACUUAUAAAUCAACCUCUCACAAGAUAUGCCGUGGUUAUCUUCAACUAUAUUGCCAAGUGUUAUUUAUUCCCAUAUUGCGACGAAUGGCUGACAAAAAUGGAAAAUAACCAAUAGGCCUUACAAAAUAUUAUUUUUAUUU
Drosophila rhopaloa is the source of this 366-nucleotide messenger RNA. RefSeq lists its product as uncharacterized. The record is from RefSeq and is a predicted model, not a curated record. The transcript is spliced from 2 exons. Lineage: Eukaryota; Metazoa; Arthropoda; Insecta; Diptera; Drosophilidae. The coding region runs from base 120 to 341 and encodes 73 amino acids.